AUGGUGGAUUCCUGGACACAGCAUCACCCCCACGAUCCCAGAGGUUGGGCCGCCCACGAUGCGGACAAAACUCGUCGCUCUGGCAGCACGAACUCAUGGCUUGCGGGCCUCAUCGGCGCAGACCGCGACCUGCCCUCAUACUCGGAUAACAAGCCCUCCUCACCAGGCGGUUUCGCUCAGCGGGUGAGGGGUCUCAAGCGCAACUUCUUCCGUCGUCUCCCUUCCGUGGAUUGGUCCCAGCCGAGAGCACACAGGCUCACCGGUUCGUCUGCAUCUCCCUCCACCCUCAAUCCCCCUUCCACCGCGACAUUACGCUUCGUCUUCCUCUGUGGCCUCUGGUACACCACAUCGGCCCUGUCCUCAAAUACAGGGAAGUCGAUCCUCACCACGUUCCGGUAUCCUGUCACCCUCACCUUCAUCCAGUUCGGCUUCGUCGCCGCCUACUGUUUGCUCCUCAUGAGCCCCUUGGUCCGGUUUUCCAAGCUCCGCCGCCCGAACCGGGUCAUCAUCGAGAGUACUCUCCCCAUGGGUGUCUUCCAAGUCGGAGGCCACAUCUUCUCCAGUAUGGCUAUCUCCCGCAUCCAUGUAAGCACCGUGCACACAAUUAAGGCGCUGUCCCCAUUGUUUACAGUAGCAGCCUACGCCCUCCUCUUUGGCGUCAGCUACUCCCCCAAGACCUACCUUUCAUUGCUGCCACUCACACUCGGCGUCAUACUGGCAUGCACUUCUGAUGUCUCCGCCUCAAACGCCAUUGGUAUCCUCUGCGCGUUCGGUUCAGCCAUCGUGUUCGUCACCCAGAACAUCUACUUCAAGAAGAUCGUUCCCUCCGGACCGAACUCGCAGUCGUCGCACAAGUUAGACAAGCUCAACCUGUUGUUCUAUUCGUCCAGCAUGGCCUUCAUCCUCAUGAUCCCCAUCUGGGCGUACUACGACCUCCCCGUCUUCCUCGCAUCCUCCGCCGAGCACGUCACUCAUCCCACGCAUGGACAUUCCACGCCGCAUUCGGUGGCGUACUAUCUCAUCGCCAAUGGGACGGUUCACUUCGCGCAGAACAUCAUCGCCUUCGUUAUCCUCGCCUCCACGUCGCCCGUAACGUACUCCAUCGCCUCACUCAUCAAGCGCGUCGCGGUUAUCUGCAUCGCUAUUGUUUGGUUUGCGCAGGCAGUGCAGCCGCUCCAGGGCUUCGGCAUUGCGAUGACCUUCGCGGGCCUGCACAUGUACAACAACGCAAAGAGCGACGUCGACAAGGGCGAACACAAGAUGCGCCGCGUCGAGGCUGCUCGCGACCUGGCCCUUCCCACCACCAAGGCCGAGCUCAGCAGCGACUCCGAGUACCCUCCGCGGCACAUUACUCCCAGCGAGAUCGGCGUCACUUCAGCCUACGGUCGGCUUCCUCACCGCGCAGUGAUGUCAACCUCUUCGCCACACCCGCCCGCGGCCGCCCCGGCACCGUCGUCGUACGCGGCCGGUCGCUACCCGCUCCCGCCCUCGUACGGACGUUCACACCCGCACCAUGCCCUGCAAAUCGAGAUCACGCCACCGAGCGCCACGAAGACGGGCCAUGCUACGUCCCCAGUCGACUCGUACCCCUCACCUCCGCCCUCGCUCGACUCGCCGCCGCCGAACGAGUCCGCGGACGCGCCGUGGGCGAAGCGGCCUCCCAUGGCUGCGGGCCACUCACCGCUCACCCAGGUUCCCUCGCAGGGCCUUCGACGAGCCCCCAUGGUCGCAGCAUAG
Messenger RNA from Epithele typhae, 1737 nucleotides. RefSeq names its product TPT-domain-containing protein. The transcript is spliced from 2 exons. Gene Ontology annotation, molecular function: phosphoenolpyruvate transmembrane transporter activity; antiporter activity. Gene Ontology annotation, cellular component: Golgi apparatus; endoplasmic reticulum. Gene Ontology annotation, biological process: phosphoenolpyruvate transmembrane import into Golgi lumen. Bases 1 to 1737 code for a protein of 578 amino acids. The record is from RefSeq and is a predicted model, not a curated record. NCBI's taxonomy places the organism in Eukaryota, Fungi, Basidiomycota, Agaricomycetes, Polyporales, Epitheliaceae.